CUAACGUUAACGCCCAUUCCUUCGUGAACGUGAUAAAAAUUUACAUGUUCGAGAAACCUCUUCCAGCAGCCUGUGGUAUAAGCAAUCUGUCUAACCUCUAACCCUGGGUCUGGGCUGCCGGGGGCCUGCCUGCCUUCGUAGUGCGUGCCGUUAACAUGAGUUUGCCUCAAGUCGAUCCAUCGAAUCAUCGAGAAUCGAUCUGGCGUUUAUUCUGCCAUGCCAUGCUAUCGGUAGGGUUGCGAGGAUAGGCGUAAGAAACGUGGUGAUGGCCUGCCGCAAGGUUAGCGUUCGUUUGCCUUGACUCUCUUACAAGGCUUGCAUCAUUAGGUAUCGACCAAAGGCUACAUAGUACUAUCCGAAACAUUCCUCCUAAAACGGCUACAAACAUGACAGAUAUCGCUGGGCCGGGGGGAAAGCAAAUAGUCAAGUACAACCCUCAUAAAAGGCAUAAAACUGUCGUACUCUUUGGGCAGUCAGGGGUAGGCAAAAGCUCACUCGUCAACCUCAUGGCGGAAAAGGACGUAGCGGCCACCUCUGCAGGCAUGCAACGCUGUACGUUGAAGUGGGCAGAGCACGUCAUCAGCUUCGGCGGCGAUUCUUAUACCGUUUUCGAUACCGUUGGACUCGAGGAACCACAGCUUGGAAUUAAAGAGUACCUCGAGACUGUCGAAAACUCCUACAGACUCGUCAAGGAAUUGGACGCACGAGGAGGCAUUGACCUGCUUCUAUUCUGCAUUCGCGCUGGCAGAGUCACUGCUACGCUUCAGAGCAAUUAUAGACUCUUUCACGAAUUCCUUUGCGAGAAGAAGGUUCCCAUUGUUCUUGCGAUCACGAACCUCGAAAGAGAGAAGAGGAUGGAGGAUUGGUGGGACAAAGAACACCACCAUUUUGAUCGUUAUGAUAUCAACGUCGCUGGCCAUGCGUGCAUUACCGCCGCUAACGAUUUGGAUGGCAGGCACAAAGACCUUUAUGAACAAUCGCGCACCACGAUCCGCAAGAUUGUUCAGGAGCACACUGCCGACGGGCAGAAGCCAACAUGGACGGGAGGGGACAACCUGUUUGUGUCGCUGAUGCGUAGGCUGAAGGAGUUACUUUCAGGGGAGAGCGCGGCUGCGAAAAAGAAGGGCUUAUUUUCAGGGGGUUCGCUUGUGAAAAGGAAGGAUCUUGCUCCUCGUCUCACGAAGCGUUUGGGGAUGUCUCAAGAAGUCGCGCAACAGUUGGCUGAUAUGAUCAAGAACGACACAGUUUGA
This is a messenger RNA of Suillus clintonianus, 1250 nucleotides long. RefSeq names its product P-loop containing nucleoside triphosphate hydrolase protein. NCBI's taxonomy places the organism in Eukaryota, Fungi, Basidiomycota, Agaricomycetes, Boletales, Suillaceae. The record is from RefSeq and is a predicted model, not a curated record. Bases 387 to 1250 code for a protein of 287 amino acids. Gene Ontology annotation, molecular function: GTP binding. The transcript is spliced from 3 exons.